Seminavis robusta is the source of this 3327-nucleotide messenger RNA. NCBI's taxonomy places the organism in Eukaryota, Bacillariophyta, Bacillariophyceae, Naviculales, Naviculaceae. The record is from the annotation of a GenBank genome assembly.
GCCUUGGAUGAAGCAAGCCUGGGUCACAAUUUCUCCUGUCACCCGCGAGCCUUUUUGGCGGUGGAGCAAAAGACCGCCAUACCCUGGUGUUUAGAUAUUUGUAAUAAUUUAGUCUGGCCGCCUGCCCAGAAAGAAGAGAGACGCCACUCAAAAACCAUCAACAACAACAACCAACAAACAAUCGACAAAGCCUACUCAAAGCCUUCACCUUUGUUUUAUAUCUUAUUGAUUGGUUCUGUUUGAGGCAUCACAAUGGACCUUCUAGGAGGCUAUGACAGCUCCAAUUCGGAGGGCGACGAACCAAAACUGAAGCCUGAUGUCAAGGCGAUUGCUCGUCCAGCGGAUCGUCGCUUUUUGCAAGCGGCUCCUUCCGUGUCUGCCAUAACCGCUGGACGUGGUUUGAAUCAAGGCAGUACAGCGACUUCUCUGACAGUCUAUGGAGGUGGUGCUUCUAGUGGUACUACUGGUACCGGUAGUACUCAAAAGAGCAAUCAAGGAGCUUUGGUUCUCAUGAACAAUCCCACCAAAUCCAGUCUGUAUGCUCCUGUCUACGGUCCUCUCGUAGACCCCAACGCCUCCAACAAUAAGCAAGGACACGGCAACCAUGAAACCAACGUGGCUUUUGAAGAAGCCACCUUUCAAGAACAGCGCAACAAAUUUCAACGCACAGGAAGAGCCGCUGCUCCAGACGCUGAGGGAAGCGAGGUGGUCAGAACCACACUGGGAUACAGCAAACACCGUCUGCAAGAAUUCGCCAAGGUUGAUGAACAACGGAGAAAACGACAGAGACCCAGCAAUGACAAGAAGGAACCUCUCGUUCAUGGAUCAGACGAUGAAGUAGAACAUGGCAUUUGGGCUCCGCCUACCACGGAAGAACGAUGGGCCGCAGACAAUUCCCUCAGUGAUAUUGCCAGGGGAGGAGUUGAGUCGCUGGCACCCGAACAAUUGGCCGAACGAGAAUACCUCAAGGAAAGAGAUCGUCAGUUGGGAAAACAAGAAGAGGAAAAGGAGUCAGAAUCGGCUGUCGAUCGUCUCGUAGAACGAAAAAUGGCACAUUUGUUGCCUCCCAAGCUCGCUUCAGACGAUCAAAUCAUGGAAGCUACUACACAAUUCCAUGCCAAACAAGAAUUCGACUACAAGGGACAAUCAUGGAUGGCACCACCUGCGGGAUUGGCCAAUAUUGCCAACAGCGAAGAAGACCUCGACAUGGAUCAUCACAAAUGUUUUGUUCCCAAAAAGUGCGUUCACCGUUUCCAAGCGGGCAGCAAGGGUGUGCAUCGGAUUCGACUCUUUCCCAAGACGGGACAUUUGGUGCUCAGUGCGGGAUUGGAUGGCGUCUGCAAAGUUUGGUCCAUUCCACAAAAACAACUCAUGCGAUCCUACUCGGGACAUUCCGCUGCCGUCAGAGACGUACAGUUCAAUCACACUGGGUCCAGAUUCGUGUCGGCGUCCUUUGAUCGAUAUUUGCGAUUGUGGAAUACCGAAUCGGGAGAAGUUCUACAGACGUUGACCAAUCGAAAAGUUCCCUAUGUGGUCAAAUUCUUUCCGCUAGACGACAAUCUCUUUGUCGUGGGAUGCAGCGACAACAAAAUUGUCACUUACGAUUGUACCACGGGAGAAAUCACCCAAGAGUACAAUCAUCACUUGGCACCCGUUAAUGCCAUUGUCUUUUCUGAGGAUAAAGGCAUGAAAAUGAUUACCAGCAGUGAUGAUAAAAAGCUACUGGUUUGGGAAUGGGACACACCCGUGCCCAUCAAAUAUAUCAGCGAUCCUUCCAUGCAUUCCAUACCCUGCUUGACCAUGCAUCCCUCACAACAGUACUUUUGUGGACAAUCACUCGACAACCAUAUCGCUGUAUUUCAAGCGUCCAAUCGAUUUGCGCUACAACGAAAGAAAAAAUUCAGUGGACACCUUGUCGCAGGGUAUGCCUGCGAAAUGGACAUUAGUCCGGAUGGACAGUUUUUAGUCAGCGGCGAUGGUAAUGGAAAACUCUGUUUUUGGGAUUGGAAACGAACGAGAAUGAUGCAAAAGUAUCGAGCUCAUGACAAGGGCCCCGCCAUUUGCGUGGCAUGGCAUCCUCUGGACCCGUCAGUUGUAUUUUCGUGCGGAUGGGAUGGGGUCAUCAAAAUGUGGGAGUAAGCAAAGGGCCUAACUCGACACGAACACGAUCUACGCUACGGUACAAUCUGCGUGCUUUACUAAGUCUUUACAUGCCGUGAGCAAAUCGAGACAGCGGGGUGUUGUUGCUGCCCUUGCAAGUACCGGUAUGCUGAAGGCUAGUUGAAGAAGUAGCUCAUGCCACUUGAAGCUGACAUAAUAUAAUGCUUAUGUCAGUCUGCCGUACACAUGGUCUACUUGUUUUGCGGGCUAAGAGCUGCAAAAAACGAUUGAGCUGAAAGUCAUCCCAGCUUGCUUCGAAUAAGUAAUGGAACUUGAUAGUCAUUCCAAUUGAUCUAGAACUGGCCAGUUCCUCAGCGGAAGACGCGCUUGUUCAAUGCGAGUCGAGUCGAGUCGAGUGUUGAGCGCUAAUGUGUGGCUUAGUGGAACGCUUGGUGCCCCCAUUUUGCUUGGAAAAUGGAUGUAGCUUGCAGAGGAUUUGUAGCGGUAGGUAAGAAGGUUUCGUGUGACAAUGAAGGUGAGAGACAACAGUAAGGAACUGGUGCUGCCGGUGGAGGCUGGCGGUGGUGAAAGGAACCCCCCGUAGUGGGAGUGCCAAAAAAAGCUUUAGUCUGAGCUUGCUAUUAAUUAAUAGUUCCACUUUUCUGUACUGAGCGCUCCGGCAAUAACUGAACCCUUCGGCAAUAAGUUGUCAAGGGUACAGGUUGUACAGUAAUAUGAAGACUUUAAUUUUUACUGUAGCGAUCUAAAGGUUUGUCUUCUCUCGUGGUUACAAGGAGCAGCUUGCCCGUGCAUUUUGUACAUGAGUGGCCAUUGAUUGGGCUUUGACACCGUGUCAGUCAUUCAACAACAGCCAAGCCAUCGGGUUGCUUCUUCGUCUAUUCAAAGUAACACUCCUCUGCGUCGCCGGUUCCGUGCCAGAUGCAGCUGAAUGGAUCUCCUGCAGGCAAUUCCUCUUCAAUAGUUUGCGCUGUCUUUUCCAAGCAGCUCGAGACAAACUCUUUCAAAACAUCCACGUCUUCAUCCAACGACGGUGGCGCUUCCCAAUGAGUUUUUGAUCGCAAGUGUUCCAUGCCGCCCUCUCGAAGCAUCUUGAGAGCCAACUCGGGUGAAGGACGUCCAAAGAAAAUUUGGUUUUCCAGCGGCUGCAAAAAAGGAAGGUGACGGAAAGAAAGCAUCAGGCCACUGCCACAACACAAAUCAAACACC